Messenger RNA from Dipodomys spectabilis (banner-tailed kangaroo rat), 3305 nucleotides. It is a transcript of the gene Cldn1, whose product is annotated as claudin 1. Lineage: Eukaryota; Metazoa; Chordata; Mammalia; Rodentia; Heteromyidae. Bases 219 to 854 code for a protein of 211 amino acids. Gene Ontology annotation, cellular component: bicellular tight junction; plasma membrane. Gene Ontology annotation, molecular function: structural molecule activity. Gene Ontology annotation, biological process: bicellular tight junction assembly; cell adhesion. The transcript has 4 exons. The record is from RefSeq and is a predicted model, not a curated record.
AUCUUCUCGGGCAUCCCGACUCCGGCGCUACACAAACUCCGAGCCGGACCCGGGGGAACCUCUCCGGCGGGGCGGCACGCCGUCUCUUCCUGGACGUGGCCGCGUGCCCCGCGGAGCUGCGGAGAGCUCCAGGCGUGCACCUGCCAACUCUCCACCUUCUGCACCUGCCAGCCCCGCCGCGCGCGCGCGCACGCGCCAACGAGCCCCCGGAGCGAGCCAUGGCCAACGCGGGGCUGCAGCUCUUGGGUUUCAUCCUAGCCUUCUUGGGCUGGAUUGGAGCCAUCGUCAGCACGGCCCUGCCUCAGUGGAAGAUUUACUCCUAUGCGGGCGACAACAUCGUGACCGCCCAGGCCAUGUACGAGGGGCUGUGGAUGGCCUGCGUGUCGCAGAGUACCGGGCAGAUCCAGUGCAAAGUCUUCGACUCCUUGCUGAAUCUGAAUAGCACCUUGCAAGCCACCCGUGCUUUGAUGGUGGUGGGCAUCCUGCUGGGGCUGAUAGCAAUCUUUGUGUCCACUGUUGGUAUGAAGUGCAUGAAGUGCCUGGAAGAUGAUGAGGUGCAGAAAAUGCGGAUGGCUGUCUUCGGGGGCAUGAUAUUUCUCUUAGCAGGUCUGGUGAUUUUAGUUGCCACAGCAUGGUAUGGCAAUAGGAUUGUUCAAGAAUUCUAUGACCCUAUGACUCCCGUCAAUGCCAGGUAUGAAUUUGGCCAGGCUCUCUUCACUGGUUGGGCUGCUGCCUCUCUUUGCCUUCUGGGAGGUGGCCUACUUUGCUGCUCCUGUCCUCGUAAAACAACCUCUUACCCAACACCUCGGCCUUAUCCCAAAGCUGCACCUUCUAGUGGGAAAGACUACGUGUAAUGGUGGCGAAAGGAGACAAUCCUGUUGGAUAAACACGAAAAUGAACAUUGAAAUACUGUCACUGACAUUAACAUCUUAGACUUUUGACUGCGGUAUUACAAAAGAAAGGUUAUUUUUAUAAAUGCCCAUUGCUAGAGGUGCCUUGGUCGUACCCUAACCUCUUUCUUCAAUACAGCCAUUUGUAUGGCUGCUUCCCAGUGAGUGAUCACACUCAAAGAGGGGAAGGGUGUGUCCCUUAAAUAUGUACAGAUAUGUAUAUUGGCAUUUUCCUAUGAAAUUAGGUAGGAAAAUCCUCAUACUCUCUAUAUGUUGGUAUUAGCAUACUUAAAAGUCUCUCUAACAUAGAAAAGUAGAUAUCAUUCUCAGUUGUUUAAAUAAGGACUCUACUGGCAUCCUAGCCUUUCUCCUUGCUAUAUACAUAUAUAAUAAGUCAUAUAUCACUUACUACGUUAAUCAGACCAAACAACUUUACCAAGAAUGGAUUCUUUCUAUUCUUCAUGUGUACCCUUUCAUAUGUGUUUAAGAUUCAUUUUUACCCUGAACCCAUAGCAGUUGUUCCAUCUGGACCUUAUUUUUUAAUGAUUGUUCUUUUGCUCCUGAUAAUGCAUCGCAUACCCCAUUUGAAUACCUUAAACCCAAUGACAAAUCUUACAGACCAGAGCUGUGGAGCAAACUUCUGCACAACCAAAUGUUUUCCUAUUUACUUAUUUACGUUCCCACGUGCUCCUUGUACUCUGACCCCUAACACUCUUGUUUGCUAUGAAAAUAUUUGUUUCAUCAAGUAGCCCAUCCUGGUGGUACAACACAAUUUUGGUGAUUAAAAAAUAAUUAAGGUAGUUAUUCACAUCUCUGUAUCCCACAAACUACCUUUGUCUUGCUCCUCAGCUGCAGUUUUCCAUAUGUAAUUACCGUGUGGUUUACUUCUUCCCAGAGGGGUGUGGUCUGUUUAUCUGAACAAAGGGCUAGACUGGCUGGAGCAAUAAUCUGGUGACAAAUAUUCUCUCUGGAGCUGUGAGCGAGUCAUUUAAUCUUUAUACCUCUUUUCCCAUCUGCCAAAUUGAAAUAAUUACACUUAACCAGCUGGUAAGGGUAAUGUGAGUAUUAAUUAGUUGAUAUGACUCUCAUACUUUGAACAUGAAAUAUGCCUAAGUAGUGUUUUUCUGUGCUCAAUGGGCAGUUUUGAAGUCACAGAAUGAAACCACACACCUUGUUUUUUGUUAUCUUCCUUUAUCUCCAGGUCAACUUCCUUUCUUUCAGUGAUGAUGGUGCCCUGUUCCAUUCUAGCAAUGGCUGUCACUUUUCCAAGCUGUAGUAAAGGCUCUUUCUCCUGAACUAAAUAAUAUAAUGAAAAGGGUGUUGGCUUUGUUGUUUGAAGUUGUUGGCUUUGAAUCUUGGUGCUAUCAAUUACUGAGUUUAAGCAAGGCAUUUGGCUGCCCUAAAUUUAUUGCCUCAUCUAUGCAAAGAGUUUGUAAUUCCUGACCCAUCUGCACCACAGAGCUGUCACUGGGACUCAGUGAGAGAAUACGUGUAAAUUUAGUUUAGUGAAGUAUAACAUGGUUAUAUACCAAGGGAGGAAAGAAGGUAUUUGAGUACAUAGAGUUUGGAGCUACUUUUCAAAUUAUAAAGAGAGACAUGUGGACAAAUGAGCUUCUUGCCUUGAUUAGUCUCUCAAAUGAUGAAGUACUCCUAAUAAGAACCCAAGGGAAAGCUGGUCUGUACACCAUAGCGAGCAGAGGCCCACCUCUGUGUAAGUGCAUUGGUAUCUGACUGCCAUUGUUCAACCAGCUGUGAUAUCCCCCUCCUACAUUUAGCACUGUCCUCUGUAGGCCUAGAUCCUGGUAAAAUUCAUCUCACUGAACACAAUGGAUUCUAAGACAGUUUUAGUUUCUUCAAUCAAUAUGGACUGAGGGCUUUUGUGGCUAAGCAGAUGUAAUGGGGAAAGAAACAUAAGUGUUGGCAAAGCCAAUAAAGACUAUGGGAGACUUUUUUGAAUUAUAUCUUGCAAGAGGAUCUAGGUGCUAUUUGUUAAUGUUACCUUCCAGGUUCUUUGUUAUCAGAUAGUAGCUAGUAUUGCUACAACAGAUUGGGAAUUGUACUUGAUGAUAAAACAGGAUGGAAUGAGUUAGUCAAAGGAUUGAGUCUGAUGAGAACUUAGACCUAGUAACCUCAAAUCUGUCUAUGAUUCUAGGAGUUAACAUUUAAAAAGCUUUUACUGCAUUCACAGAACCUAAUGACAUGCUCAUGUAAAUGAUAUAGAGAAGUGUUCCCGUUCACAAAAUAAUCUGUAGUCCAAAAACGAUUCAUCAGAACUUUUUUAUGUAAGAACUUAUUCAGUUUUGAUAUUUUUAUACCCUGCCAUCACACCAGAAACAAUCCACUUGAUUUUCGGGGGUUUGUAAUGGGGAUUUGUAUAAAGCAUUACUCUUUUACAAUAAAUGUUUUUUUUUUAAU